UCCUUCCCAAAGAUCUUCUCGUCGAACGUUCAACGAGGAGUCAGAGUAUCUCGACAGGGUUGGUCACGUUUAAUUCGACUCAACGUGUCGGAUUGAAGAAACAGAGUGAUUGUUGUUCAUAAAAUAACGUCAGUUGACAUUUCGCUUGUUGACAGCUGGUGCGAGCUCAAAACCGACAGUUAAUAUCAGGAUGGCGGAGGCGCCAGGUACUUCUAGCGAGACGAUAACGGAGACCGUUCAAGUUGACACACCGCCACCGCCCCAGCAGGAGGGACGUAGCCUGACCAUCAAGCUGAGGAAGAGAAAGACUGACAAGAAGGUGGAGUGGUCCAGCGACACAGUGGACAACGAGCAUCUGGGAAGGAGGUCCUCCAAGUGUUGCUGCGUCUACGAGAAGCCCAAACAGUUUGGGGAGUCCUCCUCUGAAAGUGAGGGAGAUGACGGCGACGAGGGCUGUGGAAGUGCACACUGCAUUCUAGGACAUGGGAAAGACGGCAGGCAUGGACACAGAGGAGGGGGUGGGGGGAGUACGGUUCCUCCAAGCUCUGGGGGAUCACAUGCCCACUAAUGAUUAGGAAUGGUGCUGAGGGAGGAAUGGAGCGUAGGGGUUCUUCAGUCGAUGACAAUGACACAUUAUACUGCUACACACACGCUCUCAUUUAGUUCAGUCACUGCAGUACCUGAGAGGAAAAGGACGCGACAGAUAAAAAUGAGGGAGGGAGAGAGCCUAUAUUUCUGCCUGUUUGAUAAGAAAAAGGGGUACAAUCAUUUUCCUUAUUUUUAUAAAUAAUAUUUUUCCUUAUUUAUUGAUUUGUCGUAAUACUUGAUUUUACUUAAUUAUGUGGCAGUAUCUUAGCCUGAGUGCCAGACAGUGUUCCUUCUUGUCAAACAAGGAUUUGGAAAGAUGAUUAUGUAACAUUGUAGAGUGCAUAAAUAGUCUAGUACCCAGGCUACCACUGGGUCUGGGUCCCAAAUGACACCCUGUUCCCUAUAUACAGCCCUGGUCAAAAGUAUUCACUUUAAAUUCAUAAUUUAAAUGACAGGUUGUAAUGGAACAAAA
Messenger RNA from Salvelinus namaycush (lake trout), 1060 nucleotides. It is a transcript of the gene ppp1r11, whose product is annotated as protein phosphatase 1, regulatory (inhibitor) subunit 11. Gene Ontology annotation, molecular function: protein phosphatase 1 binding; protein serine/threonine phosphatase inhibitor activity. Bases 191 to 568 code for a protein of 125 amino acids. Gene Ontology annotation, cellular component: nucleus. The record is from RefSeq and is a predicted model, not a curated record. Lineage: Eukaryota; Metazoa; Chordata; Actinopteri; Salmoniformes; Salmonidae. The transcript is spliced from 3 exons.